This is a messenger RNA of Dreissena polymorpha, 489 nucleotides long. Its product is annotated as UPF0449 protein C19orf25 homolog. The record is from RefSeq and is a predicted model, not a curated record. The transcript has 2 exons. NCBI's taxonomy places the organism in Eukaryota, Metazoa, Mollusca, Bivalvia, Myida, Dreissenidae. Bases 95 to 475 code for a protein of 126 amino acids.
ACAACGACAUUUUAUUGCCACAUAGCUUUGACGUAAAAAACAAAAACAAUUUUGGUUAAAGUUACUCGUUGUUCGACUUAUUCCGCCCAAAACAAUGGGAAAGACGCAGACUUUCAAAGAUAGACCGAAACCACCAACGAAAGAGCAAAUUCUCGCAGAUCUUUCGUCCGCGCAAGAAACCGACGUUGUAUUUCACACUCAUUUUGCAGAGCAAGUUGCUGCCAUCCCUAACGUGAAGGAAGAUCCUGCAAACAGUGAGAGAUCAGAAGAGACAAACAAAACAGACCCUGCACUGGUGAACUUUACGUAUGAGAAGGUCCGACAGUUAGUGCAUUUACACAACCAAUUAACUUACGAACCACAAAAGUUAAAUGAACAAUAUCAACAAUUAGAAAAGCUUGGUGAAGAGGUAUCACUAUCGAUUGAAGAACUUCGGGCAGCUGCUGAACAUGUUAUGUCAAAAACUAAAAAAUAAAUUCAUUAUAUUUA